UUUAUUUUGACUCGCGCUUCUGGUACCCAGCGCAAUGCAAUUGCCCAGUAUGUACCUCAACGCCCUCUUCCUCCUGGCGUCCUCCGUCCUCGCAGCCCCAAACCACGACCUCGCGCCACGCCAGUCCACGCAAAAGGUAACCGUCGACCUCACAAAGCGCUACCAGACCAUCGACGGAUUCGGCUUCAGCGGUGCAUUCCAGCGCGCCAACCUCGUCGUCAACCUCAAGGAGCCGAAACAGUCGGAGGUAUUGAAUCUCCUGUUCAAUACCACGACUGGCGCGGGGUUCAGUAUUGUGCGGAAUGGUAUUGGAAGCAGCAAGUCGAGCCAGAAUGAUUGGAUGAAUACCAUUUUGCCAAAUUGUCCGAGUACGCCGGCUUACGUGUGGGAUGGGAAGGAUAGCGGGCAGCUGUGGCUGAGCCAGAAGGCGUGGAGCUACGGCGUGCGCACAUUUUACAACGAUGCAUGGAGUGCGCCCGGGUGCAUGAAGACAAAUGGUCAAGACACGAACGGAGGACAGCUCUGUGGCGUCUCAGGCACGAACUGCAAGUCCGGCGACUGGAAACAAGCCUACGCGAACUACCUCGUCAAAAACAUACAGCUGUACGGUGAAAACGGAGUGACUGUCACACACGUAGGGUUCCUUAACGAGCCCGACUACUCUACCUCCUACGCCUCAAUGCAAUCUUCCGGCACCCAAGCCGCAGACUUCAUCAAAGUCCUGCGCCCCACCCUCGACGCCGCAAACCUCACCGCCGUUGGCAUAAACUGCUGCGAAGCCACCGGCUGGAGCGUCGCCUCCCAGCACGCCAGCCAGAUGGCCAGCGCAGGCGUGAUCCCAAUGUUGUACGCCGUCACCAGCCACGAGUACACGAGCCGCAUCUCAGGCGUUAUGAAUACCAAGGCGAAAGUCUGGCAGACGGAGUAUUCCGAUUUGAACGGUGGAUGGAGCACGAGCUGGUAUUCCAACGGCGGCACCGGAGAUGGGUAUACUUGGGCGAACACUGUGUUCAAUGGCGUGGUGAAUUCGAAUCUCAGCGCCUACAUCUUCUGGGAGGGGGUCCAGGAUCGCGCGACGAAUAACAAUAACAACGAGAAGCUGAUUUUGGUGGAUGGCCAGAGCUAUACGGUGAGCAAGCGGCUGUGGGCGUUUGCGCAGUUCCGCGUUGUGCGGCCUGGUGCUGUGAGGAUUGGUGCGAGCGGCGGGAGCAAUCUCAAGAGCGGUGCGUUUGUGAAUGCGGAUGGGAGUGUGGCUGUGGUGAUCAUUAACACAGGUACAGGCGCGCAGACGGUGGGCGUGAGUUUGACCGGAAGUACCCUUGUCAAUCCGACGGUGAGGGCCUGGUACACGGACAAUACGCAUGACAUGAGCGAGACCACGGCUACGGUGGGUAGCGACGGGACGGCGAGCGCGAGUGUGCCUGGAAGGGGCAUGAUCAGUUUCUUGGUCUCGGGGGCUGCGGCGAAUGCUACUGUUGUGGCUCAUUGAUAUAUAUCAGAGCGC
This is a messenger RNA of Paraphaeosphaeria sporulosa, 1504 nucleotides long. Its product is annotated as glycoside hydrolase. The transcript has 4 exons. Lineage: Eukaryota; Fungi; Ascomycota; Dothideomycetes; Pleosporales; Didymosphaeriaceae. The coding region runs from base 35 to 1489 and encodes 484 amino acids. Gene Ontology annotation, molecular function: glucosylceramidase activity. The record is from RefSeq and is a predicted model, not a curated record. Gene Ontology annotation, biological process: sphingolipid metabolic process.